CAGAUGUCACCCCUGCUCCAAUGCUCGCUCCUUCUGCGUCGCUGCCGAUGCCUCCUGGGCCCUCCGUACUGCCACUGUCUUCAGCAGCUGCCUCGCUGCCUCGUCAGGCUGCUGCCGUCAUCCCUGUACCGGUCACAAACCCUGUUCCACCAACGCAGUACAUGAAUGCUUCGCAGCAGUGGCUUGAGCUGCUAUCAAAGUUUCCGAAGGCGCUGCUGGAGCGACACCAGUGGGAGUGGCGAGACAAUCGCUGGCUGCCUGUGUACAGGUACCAGAAGGUUGACAAGAUCACUGACUUCUGGACAGAGCAUGCAGACGGUCUCAACGGGCACCUUUCAACACGUGCGCUCGAUGAGCAAUGGGGCGCUACAUGGAGGCGCAACGAAGGUGGCCUCAAGACUGAGCACGGGCGACGCAAGAAAGUCGUCCUUCUCUUCAGUCGCUUGAUGGAGGCAAAGCCACGGUGGACAGUGCACCACGUGGUCAAUUUUGUGCACGAGCACUACUCGCAAUAUCAGUCGAAGCCGAACAUGUUUCCGCGCUUCUUAGCAGACCAUGGUAACGCCGGUUUGAAAGAGGUACUCGCAAAGGCAGGGUUGUCGUACACAGGGUGUUAGCAGCUGACAAUUGUCAUGGCUUAUCGUAUAGUAAACUUGCUCGUAGUUGUACUUAACAGCUGUGCUUAAUGGUUGCAGUGACUAAUAACAAACGUGUUCAA
This is a messenger RNA of Phanerochaete carnosa HHB-10118-sp, 718 nucleotides long. RefSeq lists its product as uncharacterized. Bases 21 to 617 code for a protein of 198 amino acids. The transcript has a single exon. NCBI's taxonomy places the organism in Eukaryota, Fungi, Basidiomycota, Agaricomycetes, Polyporales, Phanerochaetaceae. The record is from RefSeq and is a predicted model, not a curated record.